GUAAUAUCUGGUUACACGGCGCUAGAUGGUUUGAAUUGAACUAUCACCCAAAAUUUCUAGUACACUGUUGAUAUUUAAUGUUUUUUGAUAAUUUUAUUCAAUGAGGCCUAGACAACAGAGAAGAAGUCGUAUAUUUGAGGUUGGAGUGCUUAUGCUGAUUUCUGAAUUGGUAAACAUAGGAUAUGAUGCAAUACCUCCUGUUACACUAUUAUCUAUCAUAGGACAGGUCUUACUUUAUGUUGGUGUCAUUGAUGUUCCUUGGAGUAAGUGGGAUGUUUGCAUCAGUGGGCAUAAGAUAUGGCACAAAAAAGAUUUCAGACCUCUCAUUUUUUCAACAUUUGAACAUGCUGAUGAUAUGCACCUUUAUUAUAAUAUGGUAUCUUACUUAGUUAAAGGCCGAAGUUUAGAAUACCAGUAUGGAUCUCCAAACUUUGCUCUUAUAUUGGCUAUAAUUUCACUAAUGACAUCUGGGCUGUACGUAGUUUUGGCAGUUGUUGGAUCUAAUAUAUUUGGGAAUAAUGCUAUUAUGUCAAGUUGUGCAAUAGGGUUUUCUGGUGUUAUUUUUGCUUUGAAAUUUAUUACUACACAUGAAGACUCUGAAGGUUAUAGAUACAUCCAAGGAAUUCGUGUUCCUACAAAAUAUGCAACAUGGGUAGAAUUAGUAGCUAUUCAUAUCCUUGUACCUAAUGCAUCAUUUAUGGGACAUUUUGCUGGAGUUUUAGCUGGGAUAUUGUAUACUAAAACAUUUGUAGGGACAAUUAUAGAUACAUUAGUAUACCAAAUAACAGGGCAACAAGUCUACCAUCGCAACCAACCACAAUAUAGAUCCAACAGUCGAAGAAGUCACCAAUUCGAGUACAAUAGUAAUAGCUAUAGCUCGAGAUUUAGCUUCCUCAAUAGUUUCUUUGGACGAUCUUAUGGAGAAUAUAGGUCAUAUUAUGAUUGAGAAAAGCAAUUUAAAGGUCAGUGCAAUUACAAAAUCUUGUUUACAUAAUUCAG
Molecule: messenger RNA, 999 nt
Organism: Nezara viridula (southern green stink bug)
Lineage: Eukaryota; Metazoa; Arthropoda; Insecta; Hemiptera; Pentatomidae
Source: the annotation of a GenBank genome assembly